AUGAGAAACAUUGAGGCUCUGGUCAAGAAAGCGGAGGAGACAUGUAUCAGUGAUGCCGUCACAGGGUCCCCACCCCCUCCUCUCAGUGACGCCGUCACAGGGACCCCUCCCCCUCCUCUCAGUGACGCCGUCACAGGGUCCCCACCCCCUCCUCUCAGUGACGCCGUCACAGGGACCCCACCCCCUCCUCUCAGUGACGCCGUCACAGGGUCCCCACCCCCUCCUCUCAGUGACGCCGUCACAGGGUCCCCACCCCCUCCUCUCAGUGACACCGUCACAGGUGACGCCGUCACAGGGUCCCCACCCCCUCCUCUCAGUGACGCCGUCACAGGGACCCCUCCCCCUCCUCUCAGUGACGCCGUCACAGGGACCCCACCCCCUCCUCUCAGUGACGCCGUCACAGGGUCCCCACCCCCUCCUCUCAGUGACGCCGUCACAGGGUCCCCACCCCCUCCUCUCAGUGACGCCGUCACAGGGUCCCCACCCCCUCCUCUCAGUGACGCCGUCACAGGGUCCCCACCUCCUCCUCUCAGUGACGCCGUCACAGGGUCCCCACCUCCUCCUCUCAGUGAUACCGUCACAGGAAUCAAAGAUGGCAGCCCGCCCCAGCAUCCCCCGCGGCCAGACGACGUCAGCUGGGCGGGGCCACUGCAACCCCCGACGUCAGCUGGGCGGGGCCACUGCAAACCCCGACGUCAGCUGGGCGGGGCCACAGGAGACCUGGCGUCAGCUGGGCGGGGCCACAGGAGACCAAACGUCAGCUGGGCGGGGCCACGGGGAAACCGGACGUCAGCUAGGCGGGGCCACGGGGAAACCGGACGUCAGCUGGGCGGGGCCACGGGGAACUUGACGUCGGCUGGUGUCGCCGGAAGUGACGACGUGAGGCUGCGACAACAGGCGGACGGGAGUAGCCCAGCUGCCAAGCUGUGCACCAUCAUUAUGGCAGGAGCUGCACUCCUUCAUGGAUACACGAGGCUCACUGUGUCUCCAGCUCUUCCUCAGGCUCAGAGGAUAUUCCUCCAUCUGCUCCGAGCGACUGCCCGUCUCUGGGAGCCAAUCCGACUGGCCUCCUCCCUGGCAGCUGGGACCGUCGGCUGCAGCUCUGGAAAGCCUGGCUGGCAGUCUCACUGCGGGCUGCACACUUCCAGCAGCCAGGCCAACAACAAAUACAACUGGUUAGACAGGAGCAAGUACACAGUGCGGCCCAUCGGAGUCAGAAAGACUGGGGGCCGCGACCACACCGGGAAGAUCAAAGUGCAUGGGAUUGGCGGGGGUCACAAGCAGAGAUAUCGAAUGAUUGAUUUUCAGCGGCUCCGCUACCAGCCCGGCCAGCUGGAACUGCCCUUCGAGGAGAAGGUGGUGGAGGUUCGAUACGAUCCGUGCAGGUCCGCUGACAUCGCCCUGAUCGCUGGGGGCAGCCGGAAACGGUGGAUCAUUGCCACCGAAAACAUGGAGCCGGGCGACAUCCUCAAAACAUCAGGACAGAUCGGCCGUAUGGCAGUGUCUGCCAAUGAGGGAGAUGCCUAUCCACUUGGAGCCCUUCCUGUGGGAACGCUGGUCAAUAGUUUGGAGUUGUAUCCAGGGAAAGGAGCCCUGUACAUCCGAGCUGCAGGUACCUGUGGUGUGUUGCUUCGGAAGGUGAAUGGCACAGCGAUCGUUCAACUCCCGUCCAAGCGCCAGGUUCAGGUUCUCGAAUCGUGUGUAGCGACUGUCGGCCGUGUGUCCAAUAUUGACCAUAACAAGCGAGUGAUUGGUAAAGCUGGUCGUAAUCGCUGGCUGGGGAUCCGGCCAUCGAGUGGCCUCUGGCAGAGGAAGGGUGGCUGGGCUGGUCGGAAGAUUCGGCCGCUGCCUCCCAUGAAGAGUUAUGUAAAUCUACCGUCACCAGGGACAGUGAGCUGAGUUACCUGUUCGAGGGCAGAUCCUGUACAUUAAAGAUCUUACUGAGACUA
Molecule: messenger RNA, 1949 nt
Organism: Hemiscyllium ocellatum (epaulette shark)
Lineage: Eukaryota; Metazoa; Chordata; Chondrichthyes; Orectolobiformes; Hemiscylliidae
Gene: mrpl2
Product: mitochondrial ribosomal protein L2
Exons: 10
Coding region: 1-1899 (632 amino acids)
Biological process (GO): cytoplasmic translation
Cellular component (GO): ribosome
Molecular function (GO): structural constituent of ribosome; RNA binding
Source: RefSeq, a predicted model, not a curated record